This is a messenger RNA of Cryptomeria japonica (Japanese cedar), 3813 nucleotides long. Its product is annotated as DEAD-box ATP-dependent RNA helicase 24. The record is from RefSeq and is a predicted model, not a curated record. Gene Ontology annotation, molecular function: RNA binding; RNA helicase activity; ATP binding. The transcript is spliced from 6 exons. NCBI's taxonomy places the organism in Eukaryota, Viridiplantae, Streptophyta, Pinopsida, Cupressales, Cupressaceae. Bases 336 to 2927 code for a protein of 863 amino acids.
AGACUGUGUCUGAUUGCUCUAUUAACACUGGAAAAUAUCUAAUGAAACAAAGUCCAUACUCAAAGAUCGUUGCAAUGAGAAAUCUCUACCAAACAAUGUGCGCGGCGUAAUGUAUUUUCUGCAAUCUCCUACAUCGUUUUCGACUUUUAGCCAUUGAAGUUGUUUUCAAAUUCGAAACAAAUCUUCCGGCAGGAUUUUUCCUACACUUCCAGGGUUUUGGAGGAAAAAAAGUAGUUGUUCCCACCGCUAAUCUACGUUUAGGAGAUCUGGAUUUUUUUCUCCCUAAUUUUUUUUUCCCUUGUGUGAAGGGUUUCAGUGGAUUUGAAUAAAACGCUAUGUCGAAGCGAAAAUUUGGAUUCGAGGGUUUUGGUAUAAGUAAGCCAACCAGCUUCAAUUUCGAGGCAGCGACGACAAAGCGCAGGCUUUACAUACCCCCUUCUUCCAGAGGCGGCCCUCACGACAACUACGAAGAUCACGACGUCGACGAAAUUGAGUACGCGGAUUCAAGAGACGAGGGUCCGAGUCCUGCAGCUGCUCGCCACGAUGAUAAUGAGGAGCAGCAAGGAGGUGGAGGAGAAGAAGAGGAAAUUGAUCCUCUGGAUGCUUUCAUGGCUGGCAUACAUGAAGAAAUGAAGAGCGCCCCUGCGAAACCUAGGGCUAAGAUGGAGAAAUUUGAGGAGGACGAGGAUGAUCCGCUAGACAGCUUUCUGAAGAAGAAAAAGGACAUAGGAUUGACUCUUGCGGCCGAUGCGUUGCACGCCGGCUAUGAUUCCGAUGAGGAGGUUUAUGCUGCCGCCAAGGCGGUCGAUGCAGGACUCGUGGAGUAUGAUUCCGACGACAAUCCCAUUGUUACAAUUGAUAGGAAGAAGAUUGAACCCAUUCCUGCUCUCAAUCACGAGGAGAUCGAUUAUGAGCCAUUCAAUAAGGAUUUCUAUGAGGAAACUCCUUCCAUUUCAGGUAUGAGUGAGCAGGAUGUCACUGCAUAUAGGCAGAGUCUGGGAAUCAAAGUUUCAGGACUUGAUGUACUACGGCCAAUCAAGACAUUCGAAGAUUGUGGUUUUUCUUCCAUAUUGAUGAAUGCUAUUGCUAAACAAGGCUAUGAAAAACCAACUCCCAUACAGCGUCAAGCCUUGCCAGUUGCAUUAGCUGGUAGGGAUAUUGUGGGUAUUGCUAAGACUGGUUCUGGAAAGACUGCUGCAUUUGUGCUGCCAAUGAUUGUGCAUAUAAUGGAUCAGCCAGAAAUUGCUAAAGAAGAAGGGCCUAUUGGUGUUAUAUGUGCACCGACAAGAGAAUUGGCCCAGCAAAUAUAUAUGGAAACAAAAAAAUUUGCAAAACCACAUGGUAUUCGAGUUUCUGGAGUGUAUGGAGGCAUGUCAAAACUUGAACAAAUCAAAGAACUCAAGGCUGGUUGUGAGGUGGUAGUUGCUACCCCUGGGAGAUUGAUUGACUUGUUGAAGAUGAAGGCUUGUACAAUGCUUAGGGCAACUUAUCUGGUUCUUGAUGAAGCAGACAGGAUGUUUGAUCUUGGAUUUGAGCCUCAGAUAAGGUCCAUUGCGGGUCAAAUACGACCUGACCGCCAGACAUUGCUCUUUUCUGCAACUAUGCCUGGGAGAGUAGAACGUCUGGCAAGAGAAAUUCUGCAGGUUCCAGUAAGAAUCACUGUGGGAGAAAUAGGAAUGGCCAAUGAGGACAUCACACAAAUUGUCACUGUAAUCCCCUCUGAUGCAGAUAAGAUGCCAUGGCUUCUAAACAAACUUCCAGAGAUGAUUGAUAAUGGCGACGUUCUUGUUUUUGCUUCAAAAAAAGCCACAGUUGAAGAAGUUGAAUCUCAGUUGAUACAAAAUAGGUUCAAAGUUGCAUCUCUUCAUGGAGAUAAGGAUCAGGCUUCUCGAAUGGAGGUUCUGCAAAAGUUUAAAUCAGGAAUUUACCAUGUUCUUGUUGCAACUGACGUUGCAGCUCGUGGUCUUGAUAUUAAGUCAAUCAAAUCUGUUGUGAACUUUGAUAUAGCUAGAGAUAUGGAUAUGCAUGUUCAUCGCAUUGGAAGGACAGGGCGUGCAGGGGACAAAGAAGGCACAGCUUACACACUUGUUACUCAAAAAGAGGCACGCUUUGCUGGAGAACUAUUGGACAGUCUGGUUGCUGCUGGGCAAAAUGUCCCCGUGGAGCUUAUGGAUCUUGCAAUGAAGGAUAGUCGUUUCCGAGCGAAACGGGAGGCAAGAGGACGCUCUGGAGGGAAGAAGGGUAGUGGGCGAGGAGGGGGAAAAGGUGGAAGUAGCAGCAGUGGUGGCCCUGGUCGAAGUGUACGCGGUGUAGAUUUUGGCCUUGGCAUAGGUUAUAAUCCUGAAGCUGUAAACAGAUCAUCUCAAUCUGCAAUUCCUAAUCGUGGAGCUGCAGUAAAUGCUCUGAAGACAGGGAUGAUGGCACAGUUCCGAAGUAGUUUUGUUCCUGCAUCAUCUAAUUCUCAGGCAUCAAGCAGUGGUCAGUCAUUUAGUAUGGUAGGAAAUCAAAGGGCAGCAGCUGGUGGCUUUGUUUCAGGUGGUACAAUAGGUGGGGAAGCAACCAGGGGAUUUGAUGCACAGAAUAGAGGAUCAUCUAUUGGUUCUUUCCAAUCAUCUUAUAAAUCUGCUGGAACUUUAGGAGGAUUUGUUUCAGGUGGUUCAGUUGGUGGUUGUACACCUAAUGAACAAGUAAGUGGGAGCAGGACUCAGCAGGCUGACAAUUUGACAUAUGGUUUAGCUGCUGAUAGAGAGAAAGAAAGAGGCAAGGGAGGUGAAAGGGAAAGACAGCAGUCAAGAUGGGAUCACGAUCAUUUGAAGGAUUCCCAAGAUCAAAGAUCUCAAGAGCCCAAAGCAAAUGGAACCCCAAGCUCUGAAAGUGUUAAAGACAGACCUCGAGAACGGAGACGACCAUCUGGCUGGGAUCGUUGAUUUUUUAUUAAUAUAGUUAAUGAUCCUUUCUUGAUUCUCCAUUUUCCCUCUGGAUUUUUUAAAAGAAAGAGCUAACUUUCCAGGCCUGCUGAGUAGCAUCUUCAUUUGAUGUCAACUUCAAUAUAACUAGCAUUAGCAGAGUGAGAUAGAGGGCCGUAGUUGGAGUUGUUAAAACAAAUACAAGUAUGUUUAAGAUAUACGGUUUAUUUAAUUUUAACAUAAUCUAAAGCAAAUUCUCUAUGUAUACAAUAAUUCUUUAUUAUGCUAAAUUCUAACGUGAUAAGGCAAAAUACAAUAGUGCUCUAAAUGAAGAAAAAAAGUUAUGUAAGUUAAAGAUGUACAGUACAGUACAGUACAUGUUGAUUGGUUAUAUUAUCGCUUGGUAAAAUCUAGAGGAAGCAUUCUAACCUCUCUUUGUAAACUGGAGUACUCGAUGUAAAUCAAGAACAAAUGGGAACAUAAUAUCUAGGAAACAUUUAAAUGGAAGGAGACAAUCAUGAGAGUCGUGAUAUCAUUAGAAGGCAGAUCUGUGAAGCAUGUAUUGCACACUGUGGACUGCAGGCUGUGUACAUGACUUGUAAUUUUCUCUGUUUGCCUGCUAUUUUAGAUUAUCAGUGUCAUAGCUUUUGAGAAUGAUGGGUGUGGAGGUAUGAUACAAUUCGAAUCUGUUCUUUCUCAAUGGAAGGUAUGAUAAGAGUCCUUAUAAUCUGUUCUUUUGCGGAAGGAAAGCUUAAAAAAUUUCCCCAAUAGGUUUUAAAUGGCAAUUUGUUUGCAAAGCAUGUAACAUUUUAUUGGGUCCAAUGGCUAAUGAUAGAUGAAACACGAAGACUGUAGUGGAACGGAGAGUUUAUUGUGAGAGAAUAAAUUCAAGGCACUACAUGCACUA